Molecule: messenger RNA, 1651 nt
Organism: Cydia strobilella
Lineage: Eukaryota; Metazoa; Arthropoda; Insecta; Lepidoptera; Tortricidae
Gene: CaBP1
Product: protein disulfide-isomerase A6 homolog
Exons: 8
Coding region: 151-1422 (423 amino acids)
Biological process (GO): response to endoplasmic reticulum stress
Cellular component (GO): endoplasmic reticulum lumen
Molecular function (GO): protein-disulfide reductase activity; protein disulfide isomerase activity
Source: RefSeq, a predicted model, not a curated record
CGGUGCCUUGACACUCGCGAAGAAUUGACGUGUAUUUCUUUCAACCGUUGUUUCGCCGAUGACUCUCUCAAAGUUGUAAAAAUUGCAGAACAAAGCCGGUGUUUCGUUAGCUCAUAACUCAUAAGUUAAAGUAGCGUUAAAUUAGUGAAAAUGUUUCAUACAUUAUACUUGGGGGUAUUGCUAUGCGCGGCGGGGUCUCAGGCCCUGUACGACUCGUCCUCUGACGUGGUGGAGCUAACGCCCAGUAAUUUCGACCGUCUAGUCACAAAUUCCGAAGAAGUAUGGAUCGUAGAGUUUUACGCCCCGUGGUGCGGACAUUGUAAAAACCUCGUACCCGAAUAUAAGAAAGCUGCUAAAGCACUAAAGGGCAUUAUAAAAGUGGGUGCAGUAGAUGCUGACCAGCACAAGAGCUUAUCAAGCAAAUAUGGAGUCACUGGUUUCCCCACAAUCAAGAUCUUCACCGGCUCCAAGCACACUCCGUACCAGGGCCAGAGGACCGCUGAUGCAUUUGUUGAUGCGGGUAUCAAGGCAGCUAAGGAACGAGCAUAUGACAAUUUGGGCAAGAAGUCGGGAGGCUCCGGAGAUAAGUCGGACGUGAUCACGCUCACAGACAGCAAUUUCAAGGAGCUGGUGCUGGACAGCGAGGACCUGUGGCUGGUGGAGUUCUACGCGCCCUGGUGCGGCCACUGCAAGAACCUGGAACCACACUGGGCUAAGGCGGCCACUGAGCUCAAGGGCAAGGUGAAACUCGGCGCGCUCGACGCCACCGUGCACCAGGCCAUGGCGAGCCGCUACCAAGUCCAGGGCUACCCCACCAUCAAAAUGUUCCCCUCGGGCAAGAAGACCAGCGACUCCGCGGAGGACUACAACGGCGGCCGCACCAGCAGCGACAUCGUCACCUGGGCUCUUGAGAAGUUAGCUGAGAAUGUUCCUGCCCCUGAAGUACUACAGAUCGUGUCCUCGGAAACAAUGAAGGCAUGCUCGGAGAAGCCGCUGUGCGUGGUGUCGGUGUUGCCGCACAUCCUCGACUGCAACGCGGCGUGCCGCAACGAGUACUUGGCCAUUCUCAAGAAACUGGGCGACAAAUAUAAGAGCAAGAUGUGGGGCUGGGUGUGGUCAGAGGCCGGUGCACAGACCGCUCUUGAAGAAGCGCUGGAGCUGGGCGGCUUCGGUUACCCCGCCAUGGCGGUCGUCAACGCCAAGAAACUCAAGUUCUCCACCCUCAGAGGAUCCUUCUCCGAGACCGGCAUCAACGAAUUCCUCAGAGACCUGUCAUUCGGCCGCGGCCAGACUGCGCCCGUGCGCGGCGCCGAGAUGCCCGACGUCGCGGCCGGCGAGCCCUGGGACGGCAAGGACGGCGAGCUGCCCCAAGAGGAGGACAUUGACCUCUCCGACGUCGACCUCGAGAAGGACGAGCUAUAGACGUAGCCAGUGCGAGGACUGUCAGUGCGCUCAUUUGGGAAAUAAGGUUCUAACCUUAAAAUUAUUUCAAAAAGAAAGUUUUUUUCGUGAGAGAUUAGAAUUUAAAGAAAGGGAGAUGAAUGUGCAUUACGAGUUGUGUUGUGUCGAUCUUUUUCAUAAGUCAUUAAAGAAAUAACUUUGUAACUUCUCUAAUGAAAUUUACAACACACGAAAACAAAUAGAUACUAAU